Messenger RNA from Puntigrus tetrazona (Sumatra barb), 6479 nucleotides. RefSeq names its product membrane integral NOTCH2 associated receptor 1 (gene minar1). The record is from RefSeq and is a predicted model, not a curated record. Gene Ontology annotation, cellular component: plasma membrane. The transcript is spliced from 5 exons. The coding region runs from base 559 to 3258 and encodes 899 amino acids. Gene Ontology annotation, biological process: negative regulation of TOR signaling; negative regulation of cell population proliferation. NCBI's taxonomy places the organism in Eukaryota, Metazoa, Chordata, Actinopteri, Cypriniformes, Cyprinidae.
CUCCAUCACUUUGCGUUAGUUCUCUCUUCCGUUUGAACGCGCAGGGGCGAGCGAGCGAGCGGCGUUACAGCGCCCUGAUGCGGUGUUUGCGAUCUGCGGCUCCCGCGUGGCCGCGUCGCGCGGCGCGUUUCCGUUAAAUGCGUAACGCGAUUUCACUCCCGCUCGUCCGUUCCUCAACCUGUCCCCGCGCGAUCGCGAUGGUCUUAAGGUGAAGUUACGUCAUUCUAGGUGGAAACAAAGACGAGCCGAGCUCUCCGGGCUCCGUCAGAUGGAGAGAGAGCAGCUCCUUCUCCAAACUCCCCCCCUCGCGCCUCGGAUGGGAUACAGAUGAAGAGAGGCCAUUCCGUGGCAUUCCCGGUGCUCAGGUGGACGCGGGGAUGCUGAUGCCGUGCAACUGCAAAGAAAUGUCUGUGGAUUAAUAAUGCACUUCUGAGUUAAACCAUCGCUGUCCAGCUUUUUCCGGAUGGGACCGCUGAAUAGAUCGAAGGGACCAAAUGCACAGUGGGGUCCAAAUACAUAGGCUGUCCUUUCCUCACAAAAUCAAGAAUCAAACCAGCAAUGGAUGCCAUGCCAGAGUAUUCCCUCUUCCUUGUGAGGAUUUUGGAGGAAUUGGAUACUAAAUAUAGCACCGUUUCAUACCAAGACCUUUGCAAGUCCCUGUGUGCCAGGUUUGACUUGGUCCAUUUGGCUAAGCUGAGGAGUCUGCUGUUCUACACAGCAUGCUUGGAUCCAGCUUUCCCCUCAACCUUAUUCAAAGACAAGAUGAGGUGCUCGGUGGAGGACCAACAGUCCAAGAAACUCAUGGUGGCAGCAGACAUUGUCACUAUGUUUAAUCUCAUCCAGAUGAAUGGAGGUAUGGCCAAAGACAAGCUGCCAAUGGGUCGGAGACCCAAGUUUCACAAGAACCAGUCCUUUGAGUCCUGUCGAUCUGACACGGAUGUGUAUAAAUACAAUGAUAAUGAGAGGGGAUACAACCUCAUGGACACCAGGGGUCAUCACGUCUCUCGGAAGUCACCCUGCCCGAAAUCUGACUGCAAUAACUGCCAGCAGUUUAUACCAACCUCAGAACCCAACUUCCUCUUGGGAGUCAACAAGGAUCUGAAAUGUAGGGCAGCGUCGCUGGAUAAACUACAGCAUCUGCCACAGUACCCCAGAGUCAGUCCUCCUCCUUGCGAGAUGCAGAGCACUUACUUCCCCAUGGACAUCGACAGCGAGUCAACAACGGACCAGGAAUCUCUCCACGCAAACCCAGGGAUCAAGGAUGUUUUUGUGUCCGGUGGAGAGCCUUUCACUGUGCACUCGUGCGUGCAAAAGCGGAAUAUCUUCAAAGAGGAUUUCCACAACCUUGUUGCCUUUUCACCCCACGUGAUCACUACGGAGUGCAGAGCGAAUCCCAAAGCUAGUGGCGAGUACCACCACAGGAGGGAGCUGAGCAAGCCUCCCACUUUCUUCAAUCACAGUUUCGAGCUGCCGUACAGCAACCCUUACUUUGAACCCGUCAGCUCACCCAUUCAAAACAAAUCACGGGUGAAGCACGAAAGCCUGGACGACUUGCAAGCCUCCACUUACUUUGGACCUACAACGGUCUCUGAGUGCGUGAGCAACAGGAGGACUUCGAGCAAGCAUGGAAAGCAGCCAGCCUGGCCUGUCAAGAGCUUGAGUCUCAAUACCGAAGAAGGUCCUGAUUUUGAGAGGUCCUUUUUAAAUGGCAAAGUGGUAAAGGACAAUCACCGUCAUAACGUCAGCGCCAUGGAAAAUGACCAGCACUUUCAGUGUGCGAAAGACAAGCCCACUGCCUCUCCCUCAGGAUUCCCCAAGAAGUCCAAUGGAACCAAAACAAAAGAGAUGUCGUCUGUGGCUUGCGGACCCGGUGUUGAGAAAAGAGAGGUUGGGAAAAGGUACAAGGACAAGAGCAUCAACUGUUCAUCAUUUCAGCCGAGCAACGUGGACAAUGGCAUGAGUGUUGGGACCCAGACGGAACAAUCCGAAAGUAGGAAAGCGAAAGAUUACUCCGUUCACAACAAAUAUGGAGAGAGGCCACCAUUUAAACACUCUGAUGAAGACUCUGAGAUUGUCAGUGACGAUAUCAGUGACAUCUUUCGCUUUCUGGAUGACAUGAGCGUUUGCGGCUCUCUCGGAGUUGUGCAGUCAUCUUGCUACAACAGCAACGGGUCACUGUCUCAGGUGACGAAAUCAGACGGGGACAGCUCACCUGAUCGCAACACGGUCAAGCUGGGUAAAACCGGGAUCAAGCUCGACCGCCUCUUCCAGUCACUGGAGAACUCGGAUGAUGAGCUUAAAGACAGCGUCUGCAAGCUGGUACUCAGGAUAGGCGAGAUUGAGAAGAAGCUCGAGUCUCUUUCAGGGGUACGAGGGGAGAUCUCUCAGGUCCUCUCAAAGCUCACUAGGCUGGAUGAGAAGAUUCAAGAACCGGAGGCUAACGGGAAAUCAAGUGAAAAUGGCCAUGUGGAACAGAUUAAGACCGACGCGAACCUCUCACCUCACGUUUUCCAGUGUCACACCACUGGACACAACAUGAAGGUGGAAAAAAGUCAGGAAUGGUGCUGCUCGGAGGCUGAUGGAAGUGAAAGCCUGAGGGUUAAAGCUUUAAAGAAGAGCAUGUUCACACGCAGGUCAUCCAGGUCGCUAAACGAGGAGAACAGCGCCACUGAAUCCAAAGUGGCCAGCAUCACCAACUCACCUCGAGACUGGAGGACUGUUUCUUACUCUGGGCACACGGGGGAAGAAGUGAAAGAAAGAGACCGACAUAGUGAAGGCAAAGACAGACAUAGGAAACCCAGAGAGACAGACCGGCAGUAUGACGCCCACCAGGCCCACCGCUCCUCAAAGCCGCCCAAGGACUCCUACCUGGUGGAGCAGGUGUUCAGCCCACACCACUUCCCUCCCGCCGUCAAGUCUCACGUGAAGGGCAGCCCUCUGUACACGGACCUGCGGCUGACCGGCCUCGCCGACGGCAAGCGCUCCCAGCCUUCCUGGACCAUCGAAGAGUACAAGAGCAAACCAGGAGAUAAGAACAAGCUCAGCGCUCUGGACCUGCAGGUCCAGGAGUCGCUCAACCCCAACAAUCUGGAGUACUGGAUGGAGGACAUCUACACGCCGGGCUACGAUUCGCUGCUCAAGCGCAAGGAGGCGGAGUUUCGCAGAGCCAAGGCGUGUAAAAUCGGCGCGUUGAUCGCUGCGGCCGCCUGCACUGUGAUACUGGUCAUCGUAGUGCCCAUUUGCACCAUGAAGUCUUGAGGUUUCUCUUUUUUUUUUUGGUUCUGUCGGAUGGGACUUCAUUUACGUCGAGUGUAAUUAGGUCUGAUUUCAGCCACCGGCCUUAGACUUUCCUGGAAUGUCAAUCGAAAUAUAUCACAACAAAGAGUUGAGGAUUGCAAUUUAACGUGUCUUUUUUUAUUUACCCUAGUCAAUAUUUAUAACUUGACUAAAUGAUUUGUUAUGUAGUAGAUGGCCUUACUUAAAGGCUUGGAGAUGCACCCUUGUUUUAUAGUCCAGAAUAUAAAGAACCAAUAUGUUUUAUUUCUUUUUCUGGUAUUGCAAUAGAAACUAAAGGGAAAGCUUUACGUUUGAGCUCAUUAUAUUUUUUACUUUACUAUGAUUACGAGAAUUUUAACGAGAGUUAUUUUUCGAAGAAUACGCCAACAGAAUGUUUUAAAGCCGAGUUGGAUUUAUCUUUGGAAAUCACUGGAAUGUUUGGGCUCGUGCAAUGCCUUUUUAUAAGGAAUAUAUAUUCAGAUAGUGGAAAUACGGUUUGUGCGUGCGUUCACAAAGAACUUAAGGAAUAGUUCGGCCAGAAAUGAAAGUCUGUCAAUCUCAUGACGUGUGGAAACUUUCGAUGCUUUUCCAUGGAUUUUUUUCUGUGCUUUCAAUGACAGUUUUCUUAAAAAGACACACACCAUACAGGUAGUCUGUAGGAUUUUUUGCGCUAUAUUCUUAGUGAAACUCCAACUUUCGUUAUCCUCGAAUGAUAACGAAAAAACCUGGAACAUUUGUAUGCAAUUUAGUGGGGAAAAUUUGAAAAACUGUCCUUUUGUGUUCCCCAGAAAAAAAUUACAUCAUACAGUUGUGACAGAAACUUCACUUUUAGGCAAAUUAUUCCUUAAAUUUGAGGGGUUUUUGAUUGUACAAUGUUAGGACAGAAAAAACUCUAUUAAUGAUAUUUACUGAUUUUGUUUGAAUAGUGACACGUGACUUUAUUUCCUUCUGAUUGGUUCUGUAUUAAAGCCAAUACAACACUUAAAACAUUUCUAUCAUAGUGCAUAGCUGCUUUCUCUUUGAUUGUGAUUAUAUAUAUACUUUGCCUUGUUAUAUCAUAACUAAUCAUAAUACUGUAUACUUGAAUUGCCAAAUCACUUUCAACUAGCUCAGCUUUUCUCCGAAAGUCGAAUGUUUUUCUUGCACUUAUUCACCAGACCGAUCUAAAAUUGGACCUGACAAUGAAAACUGUGAACUCACGUUAAUGAUGUUCACUUUUGACACUCUUUACACCCGUUAAGGGUGAUUCUUCAAGUUGUAGGGCUUUUGAGUGAAAACCGCCUGUUAGUCAGAAACGAUAUUGCACUCAGACGCUGUUCUAAGACUAAUGAGCUGCAUUGCUGGUCUAACACCUACAUAGUCAGCUAUCUUCUAAGGCAGCACCCUAAGCCCUUAGUGACUGAUUUAGUGCACUCAAAAUAGGCUGCAACUGUGUGCGGCAUACAGAUCGCAUUCCUCAUGUGAAGCACAUAGGAAACUCGAUUAACAAUCGAUUUCAGAGUUUGACACAAGACCGUUGCUCUUCGGAACAGCCUGUGACGCCUUAAAUGCUGCCUAUGCUGUCAGCUCACAAGGUUUUGGAGCAGUCCCUGAGUAAAAACUGAAAAAACAACUGAUAUUUUCUUUUAUCAUCAGUCUGUGAAUGAUAUUGAGGUUAGAAGGUUAGAGUGUUGCAGGAAUGAGUUCAAAUUUCCGGAAAUCCAUCCAUCAUGCAAACUAUACAAUCGAAUAUUUACAUACUUUUACAUAUUUAAGAUUGAUAAUGUCCAUUGUAUUUUGACAUUCAGUCACAGCGUUGUGUUAAUUUGUUAAGAUCUUGAUUAGCAAAAUGUGUAAGAACUAAUAAUCCAAAUAAUUCAAAAACCAAUGGAAAAAUCUCAAUGGUUUGGCCUGAAACAAAUCAUCCCUGCAGCACUUUAUGACUACGGUUUAUCACAAAACAGUGCACUUCUUGAACGCUGGCCGAAACCAGUGGUCUGUCUUUAUGGUCUGGUCCCAUGACACCUAAAGGUAAAGUGUGUAAUUUUUUAUGUUUAUAUACUUUAUCCUAUACUAGCAAAAAGUUAACCCAAAAAUGAAAUUUGCUGAACAUUUACUUUCUCUCAGGCCAUCUAAGAUGUAGAUUAUUUCUUCAUCAGAACGGAUUUGGAGAAAUUUAACAUCUCGCCAUGCUUACCAAUGGUUCCUCUACAGUGAAUGGGUGCCGUCAGUCCAAAAAACAUCAGAAUAAUCCACACCACUCAAUCAAUCAAUCACUUUUAACAAUACAGAUUGUGUCAAAGAACUGAACAGUAUCAAAUAUUAGAAUAUAGUGAUAGUAAUGCAUAAUGACAAGAUUAAACAAUUUAUUAUUUAUUAUGUUAACACCCAUCAGUUAAUAUUUUGUGACGUAAAAAGCGGUGUUUUUGGCCUGAGGAUGAAUGCAUUUUUAAGAGAUGUUCAUUUUUGCGUAAACUUUUCCUUGAACUAGAACUAGGAUUAAGCAAUCUGUAGAUUGAUUGCCCCGAAAUGUACACAAAGGGCAAUAGGAUUGUUUAAGAAACCUGUCUGGUACCACUAGUGCCACAGAAAUAACACACUUCACCUUUAAGAGAAAUUUAAUUUGCACACCAGAUUGACAUUAUUACAACGAUCCUUAUGUGGCUUUCCACAACUUCUACUAUUGAUCUCGCAUUUGUUCCUGAGAGAUCUGCAACAGCAUUAUUUUCCGACAACGAAUAGAUUUUGAAGUAUAUACAUUUAUAUCCCUAUUACCGCUGUAGUUUUGCAAUGUUAUAUUCAGAAACUUACAGGAAUAAUUCACCAAGUAAUAAAGCUUCUGGCAUUCAUUUGCUCACCUAGUCAGCCUAAACCAUAUGCUGAUAUUUUCUCAAUACGACAGGAAAAUUAUGAAAUGACGUGAUAUUAUUGUGUCAGAAUAACAGCGUACUGGUUUGUAAUGGCGUGAGAUUUGAAUAAAUAAUGCCUUGAACCGAUGCUUUUUGGUGAGCUAUUCCGUUAAUCGACCUGAUCAGUAAUUAGGGCAUUUGAAUGUGACCUUUUAUUUGAUUGGCUGAAUGUCCGGUGACCUCGCCUUCGACACAGGAACUGUGUGUAGUAGCACGCUGUAGAACCCUGUAAAUAACUUCAGGUUCAAAGCGCAUUGUGUGAAUCAAGUGUAACUGGAGUCAUAUUCUAAUAAAUCUCUUACUGUUCAGACUGUU